This is a messenger RNA of Leishmania braziliensis MHOM/BR/75/M2904, 351 nucleotides long. Its product is annotated as U6 snRNA-associated Sm-like protein LSm4p. Lineage: Eukaryota; Euglenozoa; Kinetoplastea; Trypanosomatida; Trypanosomatidae. Gene Ontology annotation, molecular function: U6 snRNA binding. Gene Ontology annotation, cellular component: P-body; U6 snRNP; spliceosomal tri-snRNP complex. The transcript has a single exon. Gene Ontology annotation, biological process: nuclear-transcribed mRNA catabolic process; spliceosomal snRNP assembly; mRNA splicing, via spliceosome. The coding region runs from base 1 to 351 and encodes 116 amino acids. The record is from RefSeq and is a predicted model, not a curated record.
AUGAGCUCCGCACGCCGGCCAAUCACCCCGAUCGAGAUCUUGCGUAACUGCCGCGGGAAAGAAGUCUCCAUCGAGCUUUCGGACGGCGAGACGGUGAAUGGCACCGUUAUGCGCACUGAUCGUGCCAUGAACGUGGUAAUCAAACAAUGUACUCGCACUGGCGCUGAUGGCGAGUCGUUUUGGAAGUCGCGUGAGUGUUUUAUUCGGGGUGCCAGCGUGAAGAACGUGCGCAUGACGGACAGUGCACUCGUCUCCGUGCCGGUGCCAGCGAAACGCAAGGCGGCAGGUAACAAAGGCGCGGAUGCUCACAAGGAGAAAUUCGCAGCAGGUAGAAAGCGGCCGCGGAAGUAG